Molecule: messenger RNA, 7222 nt
Organism: Hippocampus zosterae (dwarf seahorse)
Lineage: Eukaryota; Metazoa; Chordata; Actinopteri; Syngnathiformes; Syngnathidae
Gene: ric1
Product: RIC1 homolog, RAB6A GEF complex partner 1
Exons: 27
Coding region: 471-4844 (1457 amino acids)
Biological process (GO): intracellular protein transport; retrograde transport, endosome to Golgi
Cellular component (GO): Golgi membrane; cytosol; Ric1-Rgp1 guanyl-nucleotide exchange factor complex
Molecular function (GO): protein binding
Source: RefSeq, a predicted model, not a curated record
CCAAUAAGCGUCGAGUAAAAGAUGGCGUCGGUGAGCAGGCACCUCGGAGUGAGAGCCGAGCGUCGCACGGUCAGUAAACACUACUGGAACCAACACUGUGGCAAUUGAAACAACGGCGGUAGCUGACGUUGAUCGCCCCCACGUACACCUGGAAGAGAGCUUCGGUGGUGUCGGUGUUCAGUUCCCGAUCCGAUCGCUCCAGUCUUCGGCCUCGGGGGGAACUCGUUCGCGUCAAGUUGGAAAAGCUCCGCUAGCCCGGGUUAGCCGAGAAGCCUCAUCCACUCUCUGGAUUGUUCUCAUGGACAUUCAUGGACUCGCAACGGCAACAAAAACACUUGAUGUAUUUGUAUUUUUUUCUCGUUUGAGUUCUCACUUACUGGCCCAGUAUGUGUGAAGUGGUUUAAAAAAUACACACUCGCGGUGGAGUAGGAAAAAAAGAGGGCCAGUCGAGCCGGAGCCAGUUGGCCGACAUGUAUUUCCUCACCGGCUGGCCACGGCGGCUUAUGUGCCCGCUGAGGAGCGCGGAGGAGCCCUUCCACAUCCAGCCCAGCUCGCAGCGUUUCUACUUCGCCCUGCUUUCCGAGACACAGCUCAGCAUCUGGUUCAGUCGGCCCAGUGUUUUGAUUGUGAGCUACAUCGAGUCUGCCAAGGCAGUGGCACAGUUUGGAUUCUACCAGAAAGCAGAAUGGAAACCAGACGACUCCAUGAUAGCCGUGGUGACCGCUAAAGGCUACAUCCUCUUGUUCACCGUAGUGGGCGGUGGGGAUGACAAGUACCUCUACGAAGCGACAUACCCCAAGGGUAGCCCCCGUCUGAAGGUAACCCCGGGUUACAAGGAGGAGCAAUGUGCCCCCGCUUUGUCGCUGGAGAUCAAAAAACCUGUCGAUCUGGAGGCCCCCAUCACCAGUCUCCAGUCCCUUCAGGAUGAGCUGCUGGUGUGCACAGCGGACGGCUACCUCCACGUGCUGCACUGGGACGGCCUGGGAGGCAACGGACGCAAAACCAUCUGCCUCACCGCCGUCCCAUUCUCGCUCGACCUGCAGUCUGCCCGAGGCGGCCCAUCUCUGGACCUGGAAGGUGUUCACAUCCGCUGCGUGGAGUACUGCGAGACGCUGGACGGCUUCGCUGUGGUGCUCAGCGACGGCCGUCUGGGCUUCAUCACGCCACUCAGCAGCACCAUCACUGCGGACCAGUUGCAGGGCGUCUGGGCCGCAGAUGUGAGCGACGGCACCUGCGUGGCCGUCAACAACAAGUACAGGCUGAUGGCGUUUGGCUGUGCCAGCGGCUCGGUGCUGGUUUACAUGAUCGACACUACAACUGGAUCUAUGCAGCUCUCGCACAAACUGGAGCUGACCCCAAAACAUUACCCUGAUAUCUACAACAAGACGGGUCCAGUGAAGCUCAUAUGCUGGUCGCCUGACUAUAGCGUCGCCAUGGUGACAUGGGAGUGUGGCGGCCUAUCGCUGUGGAGCGUCUUUGGCGCCCAACUCAUCUGCACGCUGGGAGAGGACUUUGCGUAUCGAUCUGAUGGCACCAAGAAGGAUCCCCUUAAAAUCAGCUCCAUGAGCUGGGGAGCAGAGGGCUACCACCUGUGGGUGCUGCCCGCCAAGCAGACGAGGAGGACGACACAUGAGGAGCAGCAAAAAGUAGAGAUGGCAGAGGAGGCGACGGUGACCGCACCCCUCCAGUCGUCCCCACAGGCCGGCAUCUUGCAGUUUCACUUCAUCAAGAGCGCCCUUACCGUCAACCCCUGCACGAGUAACCAGGAGCAGGUGCUGCUGCACGGCGAGGACCGCCUCUACUUGACCUGCGGUGACCAAGAGCAGGCCCACAGCAGCUCUGACAUGCAGCAGCAGCACACGCGUUUGAACCCUCACGACGACAGCCCCCUGCACCACCACCAUCACCACCACCACCACCACCUCAACUCACCCCUAUCUCAGGGACUCAGCACUUUACUGGGACACAAGCACUGGCACGUGGUCCAGAUUCAUAGCACAUACUUAGAGAGCAACUGGCCAAUACGGUUUGCAGCCAUAGACACAGCAGGGCAGUGCAUGGCUGUCGCGGGAAGGCGGGGCUUUGCACACUAUUCCUUGUAUACCCGGAAAUGGAAACUGUUUGGAAACAUCACUCAGGAGCAGAACAUGACAGUGACAGGCGGUCUGGCUUGGUGGAACGACUUUGUGGUGGUGGCUUGUUACAAUUUCAUUGACCAGCAAGAGCAGCUGAGGCUGUAUCAGCGCUCGUCCAACCUGGAUAACGCCUUUGCGUUAGUCACCAAACUGCACUCUGACACGCUGCUGCUAAACGUUUUCCGGGACAUGGUCAUCCUCUUCAGAGCCGACUGCUCCAUCUGCCUCUACAGCAUUGAGAGGAGGAGCGACAGCCCAAACCCGUCGGUCAGUGUGGAACUGCUGCAGGAAGUGUCCAUGUCCCGCUACAUCCCUCACCCCGCCCUGGUGGUCUCCGUCACGCUCACCUCCGUGCGCACUGAGACGGGCAUUGCGCUGAAAGCCCCGCAGCAGGCCUGCAUGGCGGAGAGCAUCAUGUUGAAUCUGGCCGGCCAGUUGAUCAUGCUACAGAGGGACCGCUCCGGGCCUCAGGUACGAGAGAAGGAGACGUCCGUCAACAACAAGAAGCUGCUACCGUUCUGCCCGCCGGUGGUGCUGGCCCAGUGCGUGGAGAACGUGUGGACCACCUGUCGCUCGGACAGGAAAAAGCGCCACCUGCUGGAGGCUUUGUGGCUCUCCUGCGGCGAAGCGGGCAUGAAGGUGUGGAUGCCGCUGUUCCCGCGAGACCACCGCAAGCCCCACUCCUUCCUGUCGCGCCGCAUCAUGCUCCCCUUUCACAUUAACAUUUACCCGCUGGCCGUGCUGUUCGAGGACGCGCUGGUGCUGGGGGCCACCAAUGAGACGGUGCUGUACGACGGGCUGCAGGGGUCCUCCGAGCCGCUGGAGGCUCUCUUUCCUUUUUGCACGGUGGAGAGGACCUCGCAGAUCUACCUGCACCACAUUCUCAGGCAGCUGCUGGUUCGCAAUCUGGGUGAACAAGCGCUGAUGCUGGCCCAGUCGUGCGCCUCGCUGCCAUACUUCCCUCACGUCAUGGAGCUGAUGGUGCACGUGGUGCUGGAAGAGGAGGCUACGUCGCGGGAGCCCAUCCCCGACCCGCUGCUGCCCACUGUGGCCAAGUUCAUCACAGAGUUCCCCCUCUUCCUCCAAACCAUCGUGCACUGCGCCCGCAAGACGGAGUACGCCCUGUGGAACUAUCUGUUCGCCGCCGUGGGGAACCCCAAGGAUCUUUUUGAAGAAUGCCUCAUGGCUCAAGACCUGGACACAGCCGCCUCUUACUUGAUCAUACUGCAGAAUAUGGAGGUUCCGGCCGUGAGCAGACAGCACGCCACCCUGCUCUUCAACACGGCGCUCGAGCAGGGCAAGUGGGACCUCUGCCGUCACAUGAUCCGUUUCCUGAAAGCCAUUGGUUCGGGGGAGAUGGAGACGCCACCCCCAACGCCCACCACACAAGAGCCCAGUUCAACCGGCGGGUUUGAAUUUUUCCGAAAUCGCAGUAUCAGUUUGUCUCAGUCUGCUGAGUCGGUGGCUACGGGCAAGUUCAGCUUACAGAAGACCUUCAGCAUGCCCGCCGGACCUUCCAGUAAAGGACGGGACGGCGAGUGCGCCGAGAACAUGUACAUUGACAUGAUGCUGUGGCGCCACGCCCGCCACCUUCUGGAGCAGGUGCGCCUCCGCGACCUGGGCUGCUUCUCGGCCCAGCUGGGUUUCGAGCUCAUCGGCUGGCUGUGCCGCGAGCGCAACCGCGUGGCCCGCGUGGAUGACUACGUCUUGGCCCUAAAGAGACUCCAUAAGGACUUCCUGUGGCCGUUCCCGGUCAUUCCCGUGGCGAACCUCAGCUCGCCGCUAAAGAACGGACGCUGUCGCCCCGUGCUGAGCACGCGGCUCCUCAAGUCCCAAUCUGCCGACAACCUGCUGAACAGCAACAUGGACACGGCGUCCCCUCCCGCGCCUCCCGCCGACCAUGCCUGGAUGGACGGCCUGAGCCAGAGGAGCAAAGACAUGGACGCCGCCUCCACCGCCGCAUCCAACCGACACUCGCCACAGACGCACGACGCCUUCCUGUCGCUGCUCACCAACAAAGCGGAGGAGUACAGCAUCGGCUCGGCAACAGACCUGACGGAGAGCAGCUCGGUGGUGGACGGUGAUUGGACCAUGGUUGACGAGAACUCGUCCACGUUGAGCCUGAGCCAGGCCGAGCUGGAGCACAUCUCCAUGGAGCUGGCCAACAAAGGACCGCACAAGUCGCAGGUGCAGCUCAGGUACCUGCUGCAUGUCUUCAUGGAGGCGGGCUGCCUGGAGUGGUGCGUCAUCAUCGGCUUAAUACUGCGCGACGCCAACGUCAUCAAGCAGGCCAUCGGGUUCCUGACCAGUCCCGAAGUUCCCGUCGAAACCGUGCAGAGCGUACGGAGUGGACUAUUGGCUGUGGAUGCCUGGACCUCCACUGACUGCUUGGGCUACAAACCGUUCCUCGGCGUGAUCCAACCUCAUCUGCAGCAGCUGAUGGCGUCCGCGGCAGCCGAACAAGUGCAGCCGGAGGCCUUUCAGCCUUCGGCCUGCCAAAGCACCAAGAUCAGCGUCGGCGAGAUCCCGGGGGGCGUCACCUCGGCCCGGCCUGAGGACGGCGGGGGCGGAAGGUGCACGGCGGCUGCACCCCUGGGACUACUGGCGCUCCCCUCUCUGGAGUCCAAACCAAUCACAGAGGACCGAGCCCCCGAUCAGAUGGAGGAGCGGGUAGAGGAGGAGGGUGCCUAUGACUGUACCUUGUCAUGAACCAAUUUGAGCUUCUUAUUCCACUCAGUAUUAUCAACCCAUGUGGGCAGUGAAUUCAUUUCCGACGUGGGGAGUGAAUUUGUUUCCGACAUGAGGAAAUGAAUUCCUUUCUGACGGCUUCUAUCCCCCCCAAGACUGUAAAGUGCCGUCAGAGUGGAAAUAACCCUCACAAAUAACAAAAAGUGACGUUUCAUACUUUCAUACCUCAUAACAGUUUUAAACAUGUUAUUUUUUCACGGAUGUUAUUUUUCUACACAACCAAAUCAUGAUGUAUGGAAAUCAUAUAUAUUCAAAAAAGGAAAAGUAACAUUUCUACAGUGCAUCUGCUGGACACUCUAAAAUUGUUGCUUUUACCACAUUGUAUUGUGCAUGGAGUAAAUUUUAUUGUGUUGGUCAACAUUUAUGAGGAUUAUUUAUUGUAAUUAUGGUAGUAUCAUCAUUUCUGAAUCAUUUUUUAAUUCCAACAAAAAAAAUUUUUGUUUGUUUGUUUUUUUAAGUUCAUCCAGGUGGUAUAACAUCGUCAGUAUUAUAUUGUGCAAUGUAUCCAAAUGUUACUCUGUUCAUGUGUUUGGCUUCUCGUUUUUAUUUUUUGACCAAAUGCCCACCCUGUUGAGUGGACGGUUACUGUUAAUUCGCGACACAAACAGAAAACGUUUGGAGCGGGGCCGUCGUCACGGCGACGCUUUACUUGAAAAGGAAAAAAAUGCUGACUUGACGAACCAAAGACAUUUUUGUGUGUUUUGUUCAGAUGCCUUCUUUUUUUAAUUUGUUUUUUAAACUCUUUUCGAUGCUGGCACCGGACACAUUAGGGACACCUGCGCCAUUAAAUAGAAUCUAAUACAGACUCCGAGCUGUCGACUGAGCGUACCCGGCUUCUUCUUUCGCCAAGUCAUUAGCAAGCUACAUUCGGACGAGCGCUAUAUUAAGUUUUAUACCCAUUCAAAAUAAAUAUCUGGUCAUUGCUACAGCCUCAAUAAUAAACCCAAAGCGUCGGUGUACCCAAUAUGUACGUCUCGUUUAGGUACUGAAACCCAAAGUGUACAUGUACAGUACUAAAUACUGUACUGUACUACAAGUAUACGCCUAAUACGACAUAGUAGACAUGCGAAGUGCUGUGAAGACAAGCUCACUUGUAUUUUCCUUUUCUACUCAUGUUUCUACUUUUUUUUUUGCUUGUACAUAGACCAAUAAAUUAUUUUACAAAAAGGCUUUGCCUACCUUAAUUAGUUUUGAGUAAUGGGGACUCGUUCUUGGUGGAGUAAACGAACAAAAAUGUUAAAAAAUGCAGUGUCUCACUAUUCAUCGAGUUCGGGGGUCGGCAUGCGCAUGCGGCUAAUUAGCGCCGCCCUAGUGGCUCCUUGUAGCAUGUUUGAAAAUUGAGUAAAACGGGGGAGGUAAAUAUAUUUUUUGUUUUAAUGUGGUUUCUGUAAGAGGACAAACAUGACACAAACAUUCUUAACGUUUUCCAAUGUUGUAAAAAUGUGCAGAAAACAUUUCUGUCAACGAGGAUCUGCGUCACGUUUCAAUUAGCAGGGCGAAGUCAGGUGCCUGUUGUAAAUUAAAAAAAAAAACAUCGAGGGUAUUGACAAGGAAUGGGAAUGUGGAGGGCCGAGAGAAGCAUUUUUAAAAAGUACACGUAUGCUACGAUAGUUGACACGCUGCAAAAGUGCGUCCCAGCCCAUGCCUCGUUCAUUUUAUCGGCCAUAAUGGCUGUAGUUAAUAACAUUCGCACGUGAGCGGGCACCGGUCGAUCAUUUUUUGUGGGGGUCCAAUAUGAUUCUUGAAACAUUUUGGGGUGCCGACCCCUGAUCUAACUCAUUGUAAUAAGAUUUGUAAUUUUUCAAAAUGUUUUCUAAAUUUUCAAUUUGAGGAACUGAAAAUCAUGUAUCGAAUACUGUAUUGCUCACACUGCUAUACAAAGAACUAAAAUUGAAUAGUGAAAAACGUGAUAUAAAUGUGAGGACAUCAUUUGUGUAUUUUUUUUAAUUACAAGUGCUUGUUUCAUUCAAGCGUCAUCAUGUAAAAUCAUCAGUACAGUAUUAAACACAUCCCAAAGUGACAAUCCCAACAGUCCAUUGCCACUCAAAACUGCAUUUUUUUUGUCACAAUCAAAAACCAGAAACAAACAGCAGUUAGCGGUCAAGUGUCAAAUCCAUCAGCCCCCGUACGCCCCCAAAAAUUCAAAUGAUGGAGGUGAUGAGGGUCGGGAAAUAAACAUGGAAAAGGCCUUGGAAGAAUAAGAACAAAGGUAAACAAAGACUAAAAACCAAAAGUGGCUUUUCAAAGUUUGAACUUGGAGAAAAAAAAUGGUUAAGACAUUCGGAUAUGGCUCCCACAUAGUACUUUUUGUGUGUGUUCAUUUGUGUCACCCCCACACC